Molecule: messenger RNA, 1656 nt
Organism: Dioszegia hungarica
Lineage: Eukaryota; Fungi; Basidiomycota; Tremellomycetes; Tremellales; Bulleribasidiaceae
Product: cytochrome P450
Exons: 7
Coding region: 1-1656 (551 amino acids)
Molecular function (GO): monooxygenase activity; heme binding; oxidoreductase activity, acting on paired donors, with incorporation or reduction of molecular oxygen
Source: RefSeq, a predicted model, not a curated record
AUGCUCUCUCUCAUCCUCUUGGGGGUAGCAGCCCUCACCUACCUGUUCAGACGAUGCAUCCUCGCGCUCAUUACACCUGGCGGUAUCCCCGGUCUACCCUCUUACCCCGAUCCCAUCCCCAUCUUCGGCGACCUCCCACGAGUCGUCAAGUCUGUUAAGGCCAAUCACAGCUUCCGGAUCUUCUUUGACGGGGUCGGCAAAGACCUAGGACCCAUCGCUCAAGUCAAGUUGGGGCCCGGAACGACCUUUGUGAUUUUAUCAGACUAUCAAGAGAUCGAAUCCGUCUUUGCCCGUCAUGCGGACUUUGACCGUGCGGCACAGACGACAGAGAUCUUCGAUCUCUUGAUACCUACCGCGCAGAUCUCGCAACGGACCAACACGAUGUGGAAGCAUCAUCGCCGGCUGAUCGGGUCUGCGAUGAGCACCAAGUAUCUGGGGAUGACGGUCCCGAGGGCGAAUGAGGCGGUGGAUGAGCUGGUGGAUCUCUUUGAGGCGAAGAUCGACAAGUCGGAGGGCAAGCCAUGGCAGGUCGAAGGGGAUAUGAUUGCGGCCACCAUGGAUGUGAUUUGCGGGAUGGCAUUUGGAGAUUCGUGGGGGAUCGUACGGGACUUUGCGAGGGAGGUGAGGUCAAGCACACCAAAGAACGGAACGCUGGAUGAGGCGAUCUUUGCGACCGAGAUGCCGCCGCUCGCAGUCAGUACGAUCGCGCUUCUCGAUUCUGUACCCGUUCAAGCCACCUUCCCGCGCCUGACCAAGCUCCAAACCCGUCUCUCGCCCACCUACAACCGCCACCGCCGCCUUGUAUUCGGGUACAUCGAUACCAAGCUUGCGGAAGCCCGAAAUCGGGCUGCUUCUCUGGGCGAGGCAGCAGUGGAGUUGGCAGACAAUACGCUGGAUAUGAUGGUCGCGAGGGAGAUGAGGGGGGACACGAUGACUGAUGCGGAGCUCAAGGAUGAGAUCUUCCUGUAUCUGGUAGCUGGGACGGAAACUUCCGCUGUCACAAUGUCAUGGUGGUUCAAAUUCAUGACAAAUCAUCCCGAUGUGCAGCACAAGCUUCGCCACCAUCUUCAAGAAAGGCUUCCUCAGCCCGUCACAGCUGAGAGCCUCUCUCCCCUCAAUGCCCCAUACCUCGAAGCGGUCGUCCAGGAGACUUUGCGCUUGUCUCGUACCGCGGGCGGUACCACACGGCAAGCCAAAAGGGAUACGGUCGUUCUAGGCCAUGUACUUCCCAAGGGAACGACUGUCGUCAUCCCAUCAGCGUUCCAGACAGAGGAAGAAGGCAAGCCAGCCUGGUCCGGUCCACCCGACCAAACUACGAAUCUUGACGGCCUGCGUUCAGGCGAGGCGCGCAAAGUCGGGUAUUGGGCAAAAGGGACAGGCUUGAAGUUUGACCCGGAUAGAUGGAUGAGGGACGGGCAGUUCGACGCGAAUGCUGGUCCCUCAGCUCCGUUUGGUCUGGGUCAGCGCGGUUGCUUUGGCAAGAAUCUGGCUUUGCUGGAGUUAAGACUAUUGAUAGCCCGCUUGACAUUAGCGUUCUACUUUGCUCCGGUGGAGGAUCGGCACAACUCGAUGGAGAUCUGGGAGACGAUCACGGGCCAUCCGCGUCAGAGCUUUAUUCGGCCAGAGCGGUGGCCAUCAGCCGAGUCGACUGUUUAG